AUGUAUGCGUUGAAAGCAAUGAUGCCAACAUCAACCCUGACUGUCGCGCUUCUGUGGGGCAUCAUCACUCCUCGGCGACGAGACGAUGAUGCCAACUAUGCAUUUGAUAGCUUCAAAGCGCUUUGGGGCUAUGCCAUCGCAAGCCGACCAGACUGGAGGCUGCGGGUUCAAAGAGCUGAUGGGGCACGGAGAUCCUUUGAUGCAGGCUUGACUGAUUCCGGUGCAAUUUUAUCUAGCUUGAUCGGCCCACCCAGCCAAGAUCAUGCUGCACAAGACUGGAGGACUUUUCAUGCCCACCGAAAUCCUGGAUGGAUGACGUCACCAGAGAUUGCUGGAGCCUCACUAUGUGAGAUUGUUGCCUUCACCCUAUCCCCUUACAGCAACUGCGCAUUUUUGGAAGUGCCAGUGGCCUCAAUCAUUCGCCAGGUUUGCGCUAUUCUGAAUGAAGUGGGGGCUGCAAUUGGAAGUGCCAAGAUGCCAGCCUCACAGAUGUACAAGAACAAAGCGUGCUUUGAGGAAGCGGAAGAACGGAGGAAGCAGCUUUGUGCACAUUUCUUGCUCCAUGAGAAUGAAGCUCUCCCGUAUACGCGAGUUAUCAAGUUGGAAGAUCACGGAAUCACCAUUCGCAAGGCGCUUGAGGACUUUGGCCUUUCCACCUCCGUGACACAAUAUGCUUUCCAACUUUGCGUGAUGUUGAAAUUUCUGAAUCACAUUUUCUCCAUCUUUGGCGAAAUGAACUGGCUGACUUUUAUCCCGAAAGCGCAAGAUCGGAUUUCACCUGGGGAUGACUUGGGUAAGGUGACCCUGCCAGAAAUUGACAGCUUGCCCAUCCUGAAGCUUGUUACAGAUGGGGAGACGGUUCAAUGCAAGGCAUUUGAGUAUGCCUUUGGCGUUCUCUUUGCACGCGGUUUUGCAGACCAAGAGGAUGCGCAUGCCAAGUGGAACGCAUUUAAGAAGGCCAUCUCCAGGUCCAAGCUGGGCCUCAUUGUCCUGAAACUGACUCUGGUGUGCUGCUUGGUGUUUGUUUGGCUUGCUGAACAACAAAUCACCUAUCGCAACUCCCCCCCAAACCCCACCCUCCUACAAAAUAAGACUAUUCCCUACAAAGGCUUAUUGAGGCUUAUUAAGGCUUAUGAUACCAGACUUGAAAAUCAACCUAGGCUUUGUCCUUUUUGA
Durusdinium trenchii is the source of this 1176-nucleotide messenger RNA. Lineage: Eukaryota; Dinophyceae; Suessiales; Symbiodiniaceae. The record is from the annotation of a GenBank genome assembly.